This is a messenger RNA of Homalodisca vitripennis (glassy-winged sharpshooter), 1709 nucleotides long. RefSeq names its product UDP-glycosyltransferase UGT5-like. Gene Ontology annotation, molecular function: UDP-glycosyltransferase activity. Lineage: Eukaryota; Metazoa; Arthropoda; Insecta; Hemiptera; Cicadellidae. The record is from RefSeq and is a predicted model, not a curated record.
GAGAGUGUGGAGACCGGUUCCGCAUCAGUCAGUCUCAGCAGGACUGGGCGGCACAUCGCGACGUGAGACCUGCCGUACCUUAGUAGCUUGUCGUAGUUCAUCCCAACAUUGUCAUAUAUAGUGGGAGAAUUUGGCGAGUGUUUCCCAACACUGAUGUUACUAUCGGAGAUUACGCAUUGAUCGCAGUCAAGUUCUAUUAAAAACAAUGUAUUCCUUCCUAGUUUUCGGUUGCUUCUUGGGUUCCGCUCUGUCUGCGAAUAUCCUCGCUGUGUUCCCCCAUCCCGGCAAGAGCCACUUCGAUGUCUUCGAGCCUCUCGUCCUGGAGCUGGCCGCCAGAGGACAUCAAAUGACCGUCAUGAGUUUCUACCCCCAGAAGACCCCGGUGGCCAACUACACCGACAUCAGUUUGGUGGGGACCUCCCCCUUGAGGCUAAACAGGGUUAAGAUCGGAGGAGGGGAUGAUACGGUGCCAGACACCUUCUCUGUGUCCAACGUCGGGCUUCACCUGUGUUCUAAGAUCUUUAAGUCUAAACCUGUCCUCGAUCUGCUGGAGUCGGACGCCCGCUUUGAUCUGAUCAUUUUAGAAAUGUUUGACUCGGACUGUUUCCUUGGCCUCGUGCAUAAGUAUAAAGUGCCCCAUAUAGGGUUCAACUCCGCCAAGACGAGCCCGGAUCAGGACAGGACUGUCGGGACGCCGAAUUAUCCCGCGUACGUGUCCCACAUCAACCUGCCAUUUACUAACCGCAUGGGCCUCUUCCACAGAGUGAUCAAUGUCGCCUACACACUCAUGCUUGCUGUUGAGAGGUUCUUCGUGCUCCUAUGGGAACAAAGAGGGUUCUAUCAGUUGAUGGGUGAGGGGGUUCCGCCCCUGGAACAGUUGGUACACAACGCUAGUUUAAUACUCGUCAACACUCACUUCUCACUGCUGGGGAGCCGCCCUCUUGUUCCCGCGCACAUCGAGGUUGGAGGGAUACACAUCAAACCCGUCAAACCUCUCAGUAAGGACUUGAACAACUUUCUAAACGAGUCAACCGAAGGGGCCAUCAUCUUUUCCAUGGGAUCGGUGCUAAAGUCAUCUUCAUUUCCGGUGAACAAAAGACAGGCCAUCAUGGAGGCUUUCGCCGAGUUACCGGUCCGUGUUGUCAUGAAGUGGGAGAACGAAAGUCUGCCCGGUAAACCUGACAACGUGAUGAUCAGCAACUGGUUGCCUCAGCGAGACGUGCUGUCCCAUCCCAAAAUAAGGGCGUUCAUGGGACACGGUGGGUUGCUGUCAACCGGAGAGGCGAUAACCUCUGGGGUCCCCAUGGUGCUCAUCCCCAUGUUCAGGGACCAGGGGAACAACGUGGCCCAUCUGACUUCCCUGAGAGCCGCCGUCAAUUACCGAGAGAAGGCCAAAGACCUGUCAGAACGGUUCACGGACAGGCCAAUGUCUCCACUGGACACGGCGGUUUAUUGGACAGAGUAUGUCCUGAGACACAAGGGUGCCCGCCAUCUCCGCUCACCAGCUGUGGAUAUGCCGUGGUACCAGCUUUGGCUGCUAGAUGUCGCGGUGGUGCUGUUGGUCUGUCUCGCUGGUCUUCUGCUAGUGAUCUACUGGCUUGCUCGACGCUAUAACUUGAAAAUUCCACACUUUCUUCAACUUGGCUCAUCGAGGAAGAAGAUACAGUAGUCUUUCUAUGUUUCAUUAAAUAAAUUUAUACUUUUUAUAA